Molecule: messenger RNA, 2409 nt
Organism: Periophthalmus magnuspinnatus
Lineage: Eukaryota; Metazoa; Chordata; Actinopteri; Gobiiformes; Gobiidae
Product: piggyBac transposable element-derived protein 3-like
Exons: 3
Coding region: 193-2142 (649 amino acids)
Source: RefSeq, a predicted model, not a curated record
UGAUACAAGAAUUUCUGAGACCUAGUGCAUUACCUUAUGGUAAAAAACUUCACUCAAAACCCACUUGUAUCCCAUCUGAUACAUGUUUUCUACCCCCUGGUGGAUAGCUUUAUCACUACAACAAUUAUAACACAGUGCAUGGGACAAUCCAAGAUGGCCGCCUUCAGGUAGUUCCCAACUCACUGGAUCAAGAUGGCUAAACGGUACAGUGUUGAAGAUGUCCUACGCUUCCUUGAUGGCAAUUCAAGCGACAUAGAGGAGUUGAUGUCUGCAGACGAUGAAGUGUUGGAUAAAGAUUGGACUCCUAAUGCAGACUAUGAUGAAGAAAACUCUAGUACUGAUAGAAGCAAUGAGGAUGAUAAAACUCUAGAUGGUGGGCUUGAAGAGGAAGAAGAAGGUCUUACAAUGUCACAGGCAACAAAACAGUGUGAUAGAAGCAAAGUGAAAAGAAAAAAGAAGAGAAAGGCACGUACAGAUGCUGACGUUGAAAGCAGUGAUGACCAGAUUAGCACAGAAGAAGGAGGUCCAACAGUAACACAGGCCAAAAGAACAAAUAAAUCUGCAAAGAAUAAAGUGAAAACAAAGGAGUACAGGUGGAGAAAGGAACAAUUUGACCCUCCAGAUGUUCCAUUUAUUGAGAGUGCUGAUGAAGGCAUCGAAGAAAGGAGUGAGUUUACACCUUACAUGUAUUUCAAACAGUUUGUCACUGAUGACAUGAUACAGCUGGUUGCAGAUCAAACAAACCUUUUCAGUGUGCAGAAGGAAGGGAAAUCAGUCAACACAAAUGUCAAAGAAAUUGAGCAGGUUCUUGGCAUGUACAUGUUCAUGGGUUUGGUUCAGAUGCCCAAUGUAAGAGCCCAUUGGGAAAUGGAAACAAAGUACCCCAAAGUGGCCGAUGUGAUGUCACGUGAUCGAUUUGAAAAAUUACUGACACUGCUGCACUUUCAAGACAACCUCAGUGUGUCUGAAGAUGCAAAGAAGGAUAAAUUGUGGAAACUGAAGCCAUGGCUCAAAAAGCUACGAGAACAAUGCCUUCGUAUCCCUCCUGAAGAGCAUCAUGCAGUUGAUGAGAUAAUGAUUCCAUUUAAGGGAAAGUCUCAUCUGAAAGUCUACAUGCCAGCAAAACCCCACAAAUGGGGAUUCAAAAUGUGGGGACGUGCAGGACAGAGUGGUUUCCUGUAUGACUUUGAUGUUUGUCAAGGGGCAACAGAUCCAAACAAGGAAAGGUCUGAUGUUGGUGUGAGUGGAGAUGUUGUUCUCAAAUUGACAUCAACCCUUCCUGCAGGGAAGAACCACAAAGUAUUCGCAGACAAUUAUUUUACAUCACUUCCACUGUUAGAACAUCUGCGACAGAGAGGGAUAUACUACAUUGGCACCAUCAGGAUGAACAGGGUACCCAACUGCAGCAUGAAGGAUAAAAAAGACCUGAGGAAACAGGGAAGAGGGUCCAUGGAUUACAGAGUUAACCAAAACAAUGUGAUCGUUGUAAGGUGGUGUGACAACAAACCUGUCAACCUGGUGUCCUCUUUUGUUGGCAUCACUCCCCAAGACCAUGUGAAACGCUGGGAUCGGAAGACCAAACAAUAUGUCAUGGUUCCCAGACCAUCUAUCGUGGAAACCUAUAAUAGAUUCAUGGGGGGUGUGGAUCUUUUGGACAUGCUGUCUGCUCUGUACAAAUACAGCUUCAAAACCAGAAGAUGGUACUUGUAUAUCUGGUGGCAUAGUGUCACAAUUGCACUCAUCAAUGCUUGGUCCCUGUACCGACAAGACCUGAAGGCACUGCACCUAGAGAAAAACACCAUGCCCCUGAGAAGAUUUCAGGCAUCAGUUGGCUUUUCCCUCAUAAGCGCAAGAAAAGCAAAAGUCAGGGUUGGCAGACCACUUUCUUCUCCACCAGUAUGCCCUCCACCGCACUCCCCACCAGCACAAUCACCAACACCACCAUCACAGAGGAGGUGGCGAUCAACCAGUGUGCCACCGGAUGUGAGAAGGGAUAUGGUCGACCACUUCCCAUCCUGGGAAAAGCGACAAAGGUGCAAGCACUGCACAGGACACUUUUCCCAUGUGCGCUGUGGAAAAUGCAAUGUCCAUCUCUGCCUGAACAAGGACAGGAACUGUUUCCAUGAUUACCACAUGGCAUAAUAAAAGAAAAAGUCACCGAAAACAGAAGCAGUUUGAAAAUAUAAGAGGCCAAUGUUCUUUACAGCCUUAGGUGCUGUUUUCAUGCUUACCACUGUUCAUAAUAAAAGAGAAAAGAAGAAAGGGGCCUAAAGAGACUGAUGUUUUUGCUGUACCGCCAGAACUGCAUGUAAUGCCCAAUGUAUCAUUUAUGAUACAAAUGAAAAAACCUAUUUGCAAAUAAUUUUUUGUCAUUUUUAUUUCAGAUUCUUUGAAAGAGUCAAAUAAAGG